AAGAAGACGCCAGAGAGAAACCGCAAGAAAGCAAAAACUUAAACAACGUAGCCGAAGAAAGAUUAUAAAUACACACUCUCUCUCACACACAUGUUCACGCUUCUGAGAAAUUUCUGAGUUUUCGAAGAACCAUUUCGUGUGGUUUUGCGUCGCGUGGUCGAGAGAACGAUGAACCAGCAGAAUCAAGACACCAUGAACUCACCUCCUUCUGCUGCUAAUGAUGGCUUGGCUAAGCGAAAAAGAGGCCGACCGCGCAAAGAUGAAAACUCAACUCCAAAACCGGACACCAAUUUGGUAGGUAAGGUGGUUACUGGUGUAGUCGAAGGAUCUUUCGACGCAGGCUAUCUCCUUAAUGUUAAGGUUAAAGACAGUGACACCAAACUCAGAGGUCUCGUGUUCAUACCGGGCAGAGUCAAUCCGAUUACUCCAGAAAAUGAUGUGGCUCCUCUUGUUAAAAUAUACGAAAGAGAAGAUAUCAAGAACAACCAAGCUGAUCAUUCUUUCCCUACUGAUCAACCAAUGAAAGAUGCUGCUGUCACUACUGACUUGGAUAUUUCUGAAUCCACUCGAGCUUUGGUCCUAGUGCCACAAGCUAGCAAUGGCCAACCGGAAGAAGCUACGAUGGAGAAAGAUGGAGUCAUUGCACAACAUGCUGACACUCGGUUAGUGGAGUUUUUUCCAACUCCAGGGACAAUGAUGAUGACGACUGCUCAACCGAAUUUUGUCUUGGUACCGAAAGAGACAGAACAAGGGAAAUCUCUUGGUGAAACUCGUGGAUUCGAUCUUAUGGCCAAGGAACCGGUUUGUCAAGGAGAGAAAGUGCCAGAGCAGCUUCAGCUAGAGCUUGGAAACAAGACAACAUUGAGUGGAGACAACAACAUGUUGCGAACUUGUGUGUCGAAGAGUGGCUUUAUUGCGAACUUGCUUGAAGGAGAGGAGAAGAAGGUUGAUAGCAACAUGGAAGAAGAAGUUACUCCAUCAGUGCAGUAGUUAAAACUCUAUUCGGUUGUUUUGGGGAAUAUGUAACAGACCCCAUUAUAUUUUGUGUUGUCUUCUCUUUCUGUUCUUAUUUUACAGACCACAGUGCUGUGUGUUUAUGAUACCAUUUGUUUUUCUGGUUUUGCUAACAUUUGUUUUUAAUCUCUUCUUCUUAAAGCUGGCAACUAUUAAGGCUAUA
Arabidopsis lyrata subsp. lyrata is the source of this 1177-nucleotide messenger RNA. RefSeq lists its product as uncharacterized. The record is from RefSeq and is a predicted model, not a curated record. The transcript is spliced from 2 exons. Lineage: Eukaryota; Viridiplantae; Streptophyta; Magnoliopsida; Brassicales; Brassicaceae. The coding region runs from base 169 to 990 and encodes 273 amino acids.